AUGUCCGACUGUUGUCUCUGCGGCAAGUGUGUAAGUGAGCUAUUGCUUCCAUUAUCUCUGUUGUUUUGUCAUCUCCACCGCGAGCGACCUUCUGUUGCUUCUGUCAUCUCUGUCGCAAGGCGAGCUCUUGUUGCCUCCAUCGUCUCUACCACGAGCAAGCUCUUGUUUCUUCUGUCGACUCCAUUGUCUCCACCGCAACGUCAACGUCGGGCCCCGCCGAUGAUGACCUUAACCACAGUAUCUGUGAGCAUCGAAUAUGCUAAGCUUAGUGGUGGCGUCUUCAACAGGUGUUGUAGUGAUUGUUUCCUUGUUAUUGGGUCUGAGAUAGGAUGA
Molecule: messenger RNA, 333 nt
Organism: Sphenostylis stenocarpa
Lineage: Eukaryota; Viridiplantae; Streptophyta; Magnoliopsida; Fabales; Fabaceae
Source: the annotation of a GenBank genome assembly